Anisakis simplex (herring worm) is the source of this 228-nucleotide messenger RNA. NCBI's taxonomy places the organism in Eukaryota, Metazoa, Nematoda, Chromadorea, Rhabditida, Anisakidae. The record is from the annotation of a GenBank genome assembly.
AUGCGAUUAAUUGGUCGUGUAUCGUUUAUAUUUGUGGCAUUCGUUUGGGUCGUGGUCGAUAGCGCUAACGCUUUUUCACAUGGAUCAGAUAAUUCAUCGCAAUUCGAUUACUUCACAUUCACGCAAAUGUAUCCGACAGACGUUUGUUUGAUGGACAACGAUUGGAGAAAUGGUUCUUGCUUGGUACCGCAACAAAGUGCACUCUGGACGAUUCAUGGACUUUGGUGA